AUGCCUGGGCGCAGCGACAUGGAGCCGCCGGCCGCUUUCUCGGGCUUCCCGGCCCCGCCCUCGGUCGCGCCGUCGGGGCCGCCGCCGUCGCCGCUUGCCGGAGCCGAGCCCGGGCCGGAGCCCGAGGAGGGGGCCGCGGGCCGCGGGGAGCCGGAACCUGCGCCAGCGCCGGGCCCGGGCCGCCGGCGCCGGCGGCCCUUGCAGCGCGGGAAGCCGCCCUACUCGUACAUCGCGCUCAUCGCCAUGGCGCUGGCUCACGCCCCCGGCCGCCGCCUCACGCUGGCCGCCAUCUACCGUUUCAUCACCGAGCGCUUCGCCUUCUACCGCGACAGCCCGCGCAAGUGGCAGAACAGCAUCCGCCACAACCUCACGCUCAACGACUGCUUCGUCAAGGUGCCCCGAGAGCCGGGCAACCCGGGCAAGGGCAACUACUGGACGCUCGACCCGGCGGCCGCCGACAUGUUCGACAACGGCAGCUUCCUGCGGCGCCGCAAGCGCUUCAAGCGCGCCGAGCUGCCCGCGCUCCCUGCCGCGCCGCCCGCGCCCGCCGCCGGCCCGCCGCCCUUCCCCUACGCGCCCUACGCGCCCGGCCCCGCGCUGCUCGCGCCGCCUCCUCCCGCCGCUCCGGGCUCCACGCCGCCCGCGCGCCUCUUCAGCGUCGACAGCCUGGUGAGCCUGCCGCCCGAGCUGGCGGGGCUGGGCGCCCCCGAGCCGCCCUGCUGCGCUGCGCCCGACACCGCCUUCCCGCCCUGCGCGGCAGCCGCCUCCCCGCCACUCUACUCGCCGCCGCCCGAACGCCUGGGGCUGCCCGCGACGCGUCCUGGCCCCGGACCGCUGCCCGUCGAGCCGCUGCUGGCCUUGGCAGGGCCGGCGGCCGCGCUCGGCCCGCUCGGCCCGGGGGAGGCCUACCUGCGGCCGCCGGGCUACGCGCCGGGGCUGGAGCGCUACCUGUGA
Balaenoptera ricei (Rice's whale) is the source of this 954-nucleotide messenger RNA. RefSeq names its product forkhead box E3 (gene FOXE3). Gene Ontology annotation, biological process: cell differentiation; regulation of transcription by RNA polymerase II; anatomical structure morphogenesis. Bases 1 to 954 code for a protein of 317 amino acids. The transcript has a single exon. The record is from RefSeq and is a predicted model, not a curated record. Lineage: Eukaryota; Metazoa; Chordata; Mammalia; Artiodactyla; Balaenopteridae. Gene Ontology annotation, molecular function: RNA polymerase II cis-regulatory region sequence-specific DNA binding; DNA-binding transcription factor activity, RNA polymerase II-specific.